Striga asiatica is the source of this 1879-nucleotide messenger RNA. The record is from the annotation of a GenBank genome assembly. NCBI's taxonomy places the organism in Eukaryota, Viridiplantae, Streptophyta, Magnoliopsida, Lamiales, Orobanchaceae.
AAUUUGGAUGAUAAACAUAUUGAGAAGUGUAAAAAUUGGGUUUAUGAAGGUUUUAUGAAAUUCUACAGUUCUUAUAAAUUAAAAUGGAGAUCUCACUGAAGUAGACAUAACCAUAUCUCAAAAUUAAUAAUGAUAGUAACAAAAAGCAAUGAUUGUCUUUUAAAAGUGACGCUCACUUCACAUGUAGUAGACAAUAAUUUGAAGAUCAAUCAAACUGAUCAGCCACAACCCCACAGCCAUCAUGAACAGCGAGGGGGUGGAUGUUGAUGAGACGGGACUUUCGUACACACUGGAUGAAGCUCUUGAGAUGGUGGGAUUUGGGAAAUUCCAAGCUCUGGUGAUGGCUUAUGCGGGACUCGGGUCCAUGGCUGAGGCAAUGGAGGUCAUGAUACUCUCCUUUAUAGGAACCUCUGUUAAAGAUGAAUGGGGGCUUUCGCCCGGACAAGAGAGCUUUAUAACCUCAGUUGUUUUUGGAGGCAUGCUUGUUGGAGCUUAUUUGUGGGGUUUCAUAUCCGAUAAUUACGGAAGAAGGCAAGCUAUUGGGUUCCCGUUUUAUGAAUUAGAACGGUUAUUUCUGUGGAUAGGUCUUCUAAGUGUUGGUGCAGUAACUGGCAUAUUUGCUUUUCUAAGUGCAUUCUCCCUAAAUUAUUCCUCAUUAGUCGUUUUCCGUAUGGUAGCUGGCAUUGGUCUGGGUGGUGGACCUGUGUACUCAUCCUGGUAUCUCGAGUUUGUGCCCGUGCAAAACCGAGGCUUUUGGAUGGUUGUCUUUAGCACUUUCUGGACAAUUGGAACAAUACUGGAGGCUUUAUUGGCAUGGAUAAUUAUUCCAAGAUUUGGGUGGAGAUGGGUGCUUAUAUUUUCGUCCGUACCCUGUCUACUAACACUCGCCUUCUAUUCCUUCACGAUAGAAUCCCCAAGAUACCUGUGCCUAAACAACAAAUUCGGUGACGCUCAUAAAAUAUUGAAACAAAUGGCUGAAAUGAACAAAUCACAGCUCCCUCCAGGUAUUCUUGUCCCACACCAAGAAAAUAGCCCAUCUGACAGAGUCCCCUUGUUGUCCAUCAGAAAACGCAUAAUUAAUUCUCCCAUCUCGUUAUUUUUUACGCUUUUAUCCUCAAGUUUGGUAAAAACGACUCUUCUCCUAUGGAUCAUCUACUUUGCAAACUCAUUUGUGUACUAUGGGGCUGUGCUGCUGACCACUGAGUUGAGUGGUGGUGAAAGUGAAUGUGGUUCGAUUCUAUUGCUUUCUGGUGGCUCUACCCUCUAUAUGGAUGCUUUCAUCACCAGCUUUGCAGAGUUUCCAGGGCUGAUUUUAUCGGGUCUCCUUGUUGACAAAAUCGGGCGAAGAUUUUCCAUGGUGGUUAUGUACUUAAUAGGCUUCAUAUUUCUUUUACCACUUCUGUUCCGCCAAAAUGAACUCAUAACCACGUCUCUUUUGUUCGGAGCUCGCAUGUGCUUCACCGGGAACUAUACAGUCGCUUGUAUUUACUGCCCGGAGUUGUAUCCUACGUGUGUGAGAACGACAGGUGUUGGUGCUGCGACUGCUGUGGGGAGAGUGGCCGGAAUAAUAUGCCCUCUUGUGGCAGUUUGGUUGGUUUCCGGUUGCCACCAAAUGGCGGCCAUAGCUUUGUUUGAGGUUGUGUUAGUUGUGGCAGGAAUAAGUGUGAUGCUCCUCCCACUUGAGACCAAGGCCACAAAGUUGAGUGAUAUUGUUGCUUCCUCACAAUAAUUUAACUUGGAAUGCAAUUGCAUUGCAAGGAGCAAUAAGCUCAUCAUAUAUGUUCCAACAUUAUUAUUUUAAAUACUAGUGUAUCCCGUGCAAUGCACGGAUAGGCUUAUUAAUUAAAACUUUUUUUUUACUUUAUUUAAAUAUAAUUAU